Molecule: messenger RNA, 1560 nt
Organism: Puccinia graminis f. sp. tritici CRL 75-36-700-3
Lineage: Eukaryota; Fungi; Basidiomycota; Pucciniomycetes; Pucciniales; Pucciniaceae
Product: succinate-semialdehyde dehydrogenase (NADP+)
Exons: 8
Coding region: 1-1560 (519 amino acids)
Molecular function (GO): succinate-semialdehyde dehydrogenase (NAD+) activity
Source: RefSeq, a predicted model, not a curated record
AUGUUGACCAAUAAGUUAAUCCGACCAUCAGUCUCCAUUCACCCCAUCAAUCGAUCCUCUGCCUCCUUCUCAACCUACCCCAUCAAUAGAUCCUCGGUCCUAUCCGCCAAGCUCAAGAAUCAUGAUCUGUUGAAACACCAGUCAUACAUCAAUGGGCAAUGGGUUGGUUCGAGUACCUCCCGCACCUUCGCUGUCAAAGAUCCAGCGACCGGUGAUGAAAUUGGGAAUUGUCCGGAUAUGAACUUGGUCGAUCUAAAACUUGCAAUCGAUGCAGCCAAGAAAUCAUUCUCGAGCUAUCGAUACAGCACACCGGCUUCUCGCCAAUCAUAUCUCCGAAGGUUCAACCAACUGAUCCUAUCGAAUGCGGAGGAUCUAGCGAGACUGAUCGUGGCUGAGAACGGUAAAUGUUGGAAAGAUGCGAUGGGCGAGGUGAACUAUGCGGCGAGCUUUGUGGACUGGUUCGCCGAGGAGGCUCUCAGGACCGAUGGGACUAUCGUCCCUAGCUCAACCCCAGGUAUCAGACAUCUCGUCAUCAAACAACCCAUCGGUGUUGUUGCUGCUCUAUGCCCUUGGAACUUCCCAGCAGCGAUGAUCACUCGGAAGGUUGCACCUGCUCUUGCCGCAGGUUGCUCAGUUAUCAUUAAAGCGCCAGCAGAAACUCCAUUAACUGCCCUAGCUCUGGCCGAACUAGCGCACCAAGCCGAGUUUCCCGCUGGGGUCUUCAACAUCGUCACCACUCAGUCCGCAACACCUGAGAUCGGCAAAGCACUCUGCGAGAGUGAGGAGAUCCGGAAGCUGUCCUUCACAGGCUCCACAGGGGUCGGCAAGCUUCUCAUGAGUCAAUCAUCAUCAACUCUGAAGAAGUUGUCGUUGGAACUCGGCGGGAAUGCGCCGUUCAUAGUGUUUGAGGAUGCUGAUGUUGAUAGGGCUGUAGAAGGGGCCAUAGCUUGUAAAUUUAGAUGCGCUGGUCAGGCAUGUGUCUCUGCAAAUCGAUUCUAUGUACACAAGUCAAUCUAUGCAGAAUUCGCCUCUAAGCUAACGAGGAAGGUCUCCGAAUUGAAGAUCGGUUCAGGAUUUGAAGAGGGGGUGUUGAUAGGUCCAUUGAUAGACGAGAGGAGCUUGGAAAAAGUUUCGAGACAUGUUCGUUUGGCGAAGGAGGCAGGUGCCGAGGUAUUGAUUGGUGGGAAGAAGGUAGACGGAGUGGGUCACUUCUUCGAGCCUACGGUUCUCAGUGAGGUACCAAGUGGAGUGAUUGAUGAUGAAGAAACCUUUGGUCCGGUGGCAGCCUUGUAUAAAUUUGAAAGCGAAUCAGAUGUGAUUCUUCAGGCAAAUAAGUCUGAAGUCGGUCUGGCGGGGUACUUUUACUCAAGGGAUAUCGGUAGAAUCUGGCGAGUCGCUGAGGCUCUAGAGGUUGGAAUGGUUGGGGCUAACACGGGAAUGGUUUCGAAUGCAGUUACCCCAUUUGGAGGUAUCAAGCAUUCUGGUUUUGGUAGAGAAGGAAGCAAGUUUGGGAUUGAAGAGUUUCAAAUCGUCAAGUAUAUAGCUAUGGGUGGAUUGUAA